Molecule: messenger RNA, 1806 nt
Organism: Ylistrum balloti
Lineage: Eukaryota; Metazoa; Mollusca; Bivalvia; Pectinida; Pectinidae
Exons: 3
Coding region: 1-1806 (601 amino acids)
Source: RefSeq, a predicted model, not a curated record
AUGGCGGCGGCGACUGCCGUGAUGGGAGAAGGCACAACUGUUGGAUCAGGAGAUGGCGGGAAACCGCUACCCUCCAUUGUUAUUACAAGGUCGCCCGACAACGAGGACUCACAUCGACAUUGGGCGGCUGAGAAAAUCCAGUUGAAGUUGCUAACCUCAGGUGACAAGUACAGAAGUAAUGUACUUUACAACCAAAUUGAAGCAUUUGAAGAUAAGAUAUAUCGGUGUCACGAAAAUUUCAACACUGAUUUGAUGUACAAAAUGUUCAAGGAAUUAACAAAACGUAUAAAAGGCUCUAAGGAUAUUCAUACCAUCGAUGGACUUCGACAAGCAUUCAAAUCGGAAGCGAGACGAAUACACAUGCGCAAUAGAAGCAGAAAACCGGGGUUUCAAACAAACAUAGCACCGGAUGCAAUGAUGCAAUACUUUGCGUGGUUAUUUGAUUAUUUGAAAUACUUACGGGAGUUGCGGUCCAACUUUGUUGACCGAAUCUUCAAUCCAUUGUUCAAAUACUUCCUGGAAGUGGCUACUGCCGCCCCAGACCGAGAACGGUCAGUAGACUCGGCCAUGUCCGUAUCAAACUUAAGUUUAGUAUCAUACAGUUCAUUUGAUAGUGGACUGAGUGGACUGACCGGUCUGUCCGGCUGGAGUUCAUUCGCAUUAUCUGACGCGGAAAGCGAAGCAUCAUCCGAAGACAUUCACGAGACCCGGAAGCGGAUGUUGUCACGUGCAGCUCUUCUUUUACUGGGACGCGAAUUCCGGGAUAUCAAGAAUUUGUAUGACAAUACUGAAAUAGAGAAUAUUGCACAGAGGCUGUCUCUUCUAAAAGAAAGAAUUGAUUUCUUGUUAGACAACGAAACAAGUAUAAAUUAUGAAAUGUUCAGCCAAGAUAGUGAACAGGCGAUACAUCACCUGAAAUUGAAAAAUGUAAAAACGCAUUGUUUACUUCGUGUUUUACCUGACGUACUUGUGAAAUUUCAGAAAGCGGCCUGGCUUGCGAGGCGCUGGUUAAGGCUAGACGAUAAAAAAACAAAAGAUGUGAACGAAAAAUUGGACAAAUUAGCUACAAUUGAAGAACAACUGUCGCGGCGCCUCUCCGUUCUAUCUAAGGAUAUUUCUCGAAGACAGCAGGAACUAGACAACGACCUCACGGAACUCCAGCGGCUGAUGAAGCGCGAGGAGCGUUCCAACGAACUCCAUCUUGCUAUCCACGAAACUGAAGAAAGACGACUCAAGCUUGAAGCAAGUCUCGAAAAACUAGAAUCCGAGAAAAACGAUCUUGCCAAAAAUAUUCAAUCUGCAGUUCGAUACCGAAAACAGUCUGAAUACAAACAAAUGCGGACGAUGUAUGAGAGAAACAGGUUACAACGUUAUGCCUUAGAGCGACAAAUUGCUACAGUGAAAUUUCACCAGAAUCUGGUACAAAAAGACAUGCACAUUGAACUAGAGGUCAAACCAGAUCUUAUUCACUUCACAAACGAUGUUCAGGAUCGUUGUGAGGAGCUGGAGAAACUCUUAGAGCGUGAGAAGAAAGAGAAAAGAACUUUACAGGCGGCCUUGCUUCCCGUUGUGAGGGACAAAGAAAUGUUGAAAGAAAGAUUAAGUGAUAGCGGAAGUAUGGCUCCUUCCCCGAUUCAAAACAAUUACGUAGCCGAAUACGUUGGCAGUCGACAUAUGCACAAAACAACCAAUGCCAAGUACAUCAGAUCUAUCGAGAAUGGCCGAACUGUUCCCGCAAAAUUACAUGAUGGGUUUAAGAGUAAUACAACGAACCCAAAUAACAAGUUAUCGGCUGAUUGGCCCUGA